Drepanopeziza brunnea f. sp. 'multigermtubi' MB_m1 is the source of this 264-nucleotide messenger RNA. RefSeq lists its product as uncharacterized. The record is from RefSeq and is a predicted model, not a curated record. Gene Ontology annotation, cellular component: mitochondrion. Gene Ontology annotation, biological process: mitochondrial respiratory chain complex IV assembly. NCBI's taxonomy places the organism in Eukaryota, Fungi, Ascomycota, Leotiomycetes, Helotiales, Drepanopezizaceae.
AUGUCCCGUCCUGCAAAGCUCACCCUCGCCGGCACAACCCUCUUCGCAGCCGCCACCAUCGUCUUCGUGCACUACGGGCAGCAGGCCGAGAAAUCCGCCAUGCACGCAGGCGUCAUCCGCGACAUGGAGCAGCAGCGCCUCAAGAAGGAGCAGCGAGAGCGCCAGCUCGACUUUGACCUGCAGCGCGCCCUGGAGGCCGAGUACAAGAAGGUGCAGAGCGUGCACGACGGUGGUGCUGAGACGGGGACCGAGAAGCCCAGGUAA